Messenger RNA from Leptosia nina, 951 nucleotides. The record is from the annotation of a GenBank genome assembly. Lineage: Eukaryota; Metazoa; Arthropoda; Insecta; Lepidoptera; Pieridae.
AUGCUAGGAAUAGAUAUGUUACGCAGUAUUUUAGGAACGCUAGUGAGUCUCUACGACAAAAACCAAUUAUUAUUAGACCUUGACCUGCGAGAAUAUUAUAGUAUUAUUCGCACUGGGUCAUAUUAUUCAGAAAACAGGAUAGUUAUAGUGUUGAGGAUUCCGAUUGUCUCUCCAAUUAUGUAUAAUCUUUAUAAACUUUCAAUUUUGCCGAAUCAUCUGAACCAAGUCCUCAUCCCACCUUAUCCUUAUAUAGCAACCAAUGGUAAUGAUUAUGUGUACAUAGAGGCUGAAUGCCCGAAGUUAAGUGAUCGGUAUCUUUGUAAAGAAGACCUCAAUCACCAUAUCAAAAGUUCACCGGAUUGCGUUGCCGCCCUUAUCACCGUGCAGCAUUUAACCGCCUCCUGUUCCACCGUUACUUUGGUAUUAACAAAGCAAGCAAUGGAAAAGUUGGAUGACGCCCAUUACUCACUCGUGUUUCCUAAUGAAACAAAAGUUAUUCUAUCCUGUGGCAGAAACGAAUAUCUCAACCUGAAGGGAAGCUAUCUUGCAACUCUACCAACAAACUGCUCUCUACACACUGGUGACCUUACCAUUGUUAAUGCUAACAAUGAAAUUAAUGGACAACCAAUGAAGAUUCUACUGACAUCAAUCAACAAUUCUAUUCCAUCACCAUCUUUAAAAGUUCUUCGAAUAUCAUCCAUUGACCUGAAAAGCCUGCAUAAUUUUCAAAAGCAGAUCGAUGCUCAGGAGCCAAUAAUUCCUGAAAAAUCCGUCAUAUACCAUACAUCUAUACCAUUAUAUGUUUUGUUCCUGCUAAUGGCGAUAGUGGCGCUGUUCAUCUACUAUCGUCGUUAUUUAAGAAGAAGGCAACUUCGUGUGGAAGAAGCAGCAGCGAAUACGUCAGCAGCUCAGGAUCCACCCGCAACAUUUUCCCUAAACGUGUUAAAAUAG